Molecule: messenger RNA, 1194 nt
Organism: Fusarium odoratissimum NRRL 54006
Lineage: Eukaryota; Fungi; Ascomycota; Sordariomycetes; Hypocreales; Nectriaceae
Exons: 2
Coding region: 1-1194 (397 amino acids)
Source: RefSeq, a predicted model, not a curated record
AUGUCACCCAGAGAUACUUCCUCCACCUCUUCUAGGACUACCACAAACCCGGAUCCUUCCCCUUUUCCUUUGGAGCACGGGGAAUCAGGAUCUGCCUCCAUUUCCACGAGUACAACAGACUCGAGCCCUACCUCCGCGUCCAGAACUCUCAGUGGAUCAGAUGCCGCUAGCGCCGACCAAACCAGUCCUCAGGAAACAGGAGAUAAGGGGAAUAAUCGGAUUGAGCCCGGUGCUGUUGCUGGAAUAGCCAUUGGGUGCCUCUUUGCUGGUAUAUUUGUUGGUAUUUGCUUCGCAUGGCUCCUUCCGCGCUUUACUAAGCGCCGUCCGAGGCAUCGCCGGGCAAUCCGUAUCGUCCGCGCCCCUAAGAACCCCGAUACUGACAGCCCAGGGAGUAUGGAGUCAACAGACAAUAAAAUCAAGGUGGAAAAUUUCAUCUUGCAAGCAACACCCGACAGAGAGGUUGUUGGCAUGCUGCAGCGGCUAGAAGUUAUCAUGGAGCAGCACAUCGAGAACCACUACCACGUUAAACCGGUAGACAUCGGUGUAUCAGUUCUGGCUGAGCAGCUCACGAAUCUGGGCAUCAGCCAGGAUUCCUCGGGGUUCGAAGCUGAGGCUGUCGCUAAGUGGUGUCUGCAUCCUACUUCUCGUCGAUUGGCCCUUCAGCAUGUUGUCUCGCAUGUUCUUUUCAACAGUAUUGACUGCAACUCCCGGAACGGCAUAUCAUUGCUCCCAGGACCUGCAAUCAGCUUCCUCCGGUCUAUUCCCCCAAUCGAUAAGUCUCGAGAAGACUUUAAUGUUAUGUCAUUCGUCUUGACAAAGUGGCGUACCCUGUCCGCCCUGCUACUUCAUCCCAACCCCAGUGAGAGAACGCCCCUUGAGGUGUCUGAGCGUGCAGUGAGACAUCAGGCAGAAGAGCUUGUUGAGGAACUGGAUCCAUUUCUCCACUGUUUCGUUACACCUGAUCGAGAUAACUUGCAGAAACAGCGCCACCACAUGCAUUCCAUCAUCGUUGAGGCGGCUCAACUCGGCUAUGCAUUGUUUUCUCACACUGGAGACUGGCGGUUCAUUUACAAAGACAUAGGUACACCGAGGGCUGUCGUUCUCUGCAUCGGCUUGCAGAAGCUGAGCCAUCGGGAUGGGCGUCGACUCUCGUCACCCCAGCUGGUUGUGGAGCCACGUCUGGCUACUGUGUAG